This is a messenger RNA of Notodromas monacha, 312 nucleotides long. The record is from the annotation of a GenBank genome assembly. NCBI's taxonomy places the organism in Eukaryota, Metazoa, Arthropoda, Ostracoda, Podocopida, Cyprididae.
UUUGUUUACGAUGUUGUGAACUUCACACGACGAUUACUUGUGUCGAUUCUGGGAAGUGAAGUUCCGAAUGUUUCGCAGAAAGAAUGCAAGCAGAGCGAAAAUGACGUGAUGCACGAAUACGACUGGUUCAUGUACCCGAACGACAGGAACUCCUGCAUUUCGUCGAAUGUCGCUUUUCACCUCGCAAUGAGCCCAGCAUUCGAAAUUAAAGGUUAUGACUGGAAUCAGAACAAUUAUUCCACCUGGACUGAGAGUUACUCCGGCAUUCCAACGGCAAGAAUAUUCAUCCUUCCAUCGACUGAGCAAGAAGUA